This is a messenger RNA of Oncorhynchus tshawytscha (Chinook salmon), 1364 nucleotides long. Its product is annotated as 60S ribosomal protein L4-B. Lineage: Eukaryota; Metazoa; Chordata; Actinopteri; Salmoniformes; Salmonidae. The coding region runs from base 150 to 1295 and encodes 381 amino acids. Gene Ontology annotation, cellular component: cytosolic large ribosomal subunit; ribosome. The transcript has 10 exons. Gene Ontology annotation, molecular function: structural constituent of ribosome; RNA binding. The record is from RefSeq and is a predicted model, not a curated record. Gene Ontology annotation, biological process: translation.
AUUGCAUUUAUUUAACGUUUAAUUUGCCGGAAGUGUGACGACGUCGGAAGCAUAUAUCGUGUGAGUUGCAUUGCCAACUUCCUUUUCUACUCUUAUCUUCCAUUGAGUGAGGAGCGUGGUUCUCGGGGAGCCGAAACACAAAAAUAAAAAUGGCUUGUGCCCGGCCUUUAAUCUCUAUCUACUCCGAGAAAGGAGAGAGUUCAGGCAAAAAUGUCAUUAUGCCUGCCGUGUUCAAGGCUCCCAUCCGCCCGGACAUUGUCAACUUUGUACACACCAACAUGCGCAAGAACAACCGUCAGCCCUAUGCUGUCAGCAAACUGGCCGGUCAUCAGACAAGCGCGGAGUCCUGGGGUACAGGCAGAGCCGUGGCUCGUAUUCCUCGUGUGAGGGGAGGUGGUACCCACCGCUCCGGCCAGGGAGCCUUCGGAAAUAUGUGUCGUGGAGGUCGCAUGUUCGCCCCCACCAAGACGUGGCGCCGCUGGCACCGCAGGAUCAACACUACCCAGAAGCGUUACGCCAUAUGCUCUGCCCUGGCCGCCUCCGCCCUGCCCGCACUUGUCAUGUCAAAAGGACACCGCAUUGAGGAGAUCCCAGAGGUUCCCCUGGUAGUUGAUGACAAAGUGGAGGGUUACAAGAAGACUAAAGAGGCCGUGCUGCUGCUGAAGAAACUCAAGGCCUGGAACGACAUCAAAAAGGUGUACGCGUCACAACGCAUGCGAGCUGGCAAAGGUAAGAUGAGGAAUCGCAGGCGUAUCCAGCGCAAAGGGCCGUGCAUCAUCUACAACCAGGACCAAGGUGUCACCAAGGCCUUCAGAAACAUCCCUGGCAUCACCCUACAGAACGUGAACAAGCUGAACCUGCUGAGGCUCGCCCCUGGUGGUCAUGUCGGCCGCUUCUGUAUCUGGACCGAAUCCGCCUUCCGCAAGCUGGACCAGCUCUACGGGACCUGGCGCAAGUCUGCCUCUCUCAAGGUGGACUACAAUCUGCCCAUGCACAAGAUGACCAACACAGAUCUGAGCAGGAUUCUGAAGAGUGAGGAGAUCCAGAAAGCACUUCGUGCACCAAACAAGAAGAUCAGGCGCAGAGUCCUGAAGAAGAACCCUCUGAAGAACCUGAGAAUAAUGAUGAAGCUGAACCCCUACGCCAAGACGGCCAGACGUCAAGCCAUCCUGCUGCAUGACCCGGCUAUCAAGGCCAAGAUGCUGAAGCCUAAGAAGAAGCUGUCCAAGGCGGCCCCGUCCAAGGCGGCCCCGUCCAAGGCGGCCCCGUCCAAGGCGGCCCCAGCCAAGGCAUAGAGCAGCUCGUCUCUUCUAACAGACUUUGGGGUUCGGAGAUGGUUUGAAAUAAAAUAUGUAGAAAAACAA